AUGGGUAUUUUGGAAAUCUCUUCAUCCGAAGACGAUAAUCCGAAUGACAUGAGUUUACGAGAAGGAACCGAUAUUAUUGUGCCUAGUGUUGGAAUGAAUCGGGAGGGCCGUCAUUCAAUCCUGAAGCCUCAACCAACAAUACAAUCAGGCUGUAAAACAAGAUUGACAGCAUGUUCAGAUCUUAGUAGCGCAUGGCGUAUUAACACUGUUCAACUGGAGUAUAAUCACAAAACAAGCCCGUCGAAAUCAAGGCUAUAUCGCGGCAAUCGAGAAAUCAGUGCACGUGUGAGAAGACAGCUUGAAAUAAAUGACGUAGCUGGUAUACCAUUACAUAAGAGUUUUAACUCAACCGUGGUUGAAGCCGGUGGUUAUGAAAAUAUUACGUGCAUUGAGAAAGAUUGUAGAAAUUUCAUUGAUAAAGUCCAACGGUUAAGACUGGGUGAAGGAGAUGCUCUUGCAAUACAAGCUUAUUUUACGAAGAUGCAAGCAUGCAGUCCUGGUUUCUUCUUUAGCAUAGACUUAGAUGAUGAGGCCCGACUGCGGAACGUGUUCUGGGCAGAUAACAGGUGUAGGCAAGCGUGCAAGAAAUUCGGUGAUAUAGUUACAUUUGACACCACGUAUUUGACUAACAAGUACGAGAUGUCUUUCGCUCCUUUUGUUGGGGUAAGCCAUCGUGGACAAUCAACUCUACUUGGAUGUGGCUUGCUCUCAAAUGAAGACACAAGGACCUUUGUAUGGGUAUUUGAAACUUGGCUUGAAUGUAUGCGCGCUCAAGCUUCAUGUGGGAUAAUUACAGAUCAAGACCGUACUAUGCAAAAUGCAAUUGAAAUCGUGUUUCCAAACACAAAGCAUAGAUGGUGUCUGUGGCAUAUUCUGAAAAAGUUACCAGAAAAAUUUGGGGGCCAUAGACAUAAAGCUUCCAUUAUUGCUACUAUUCAUGCGUUGGUAUAUGAUAUGCAAAGUUGCGAGGAAUUUGAACAAGGAUGGAAUAAGAUGCUCGUUGAUUAUGACUUGCUAGAACAUGCUUGGUUGACCAGCCUGUACAAUGAAAGAGGUCGAUGGGUACCAUGCUUUUUGAAAACCUCAUUUUGGGCCGGUAUGUCAACCACGCAACGGAGUGAAGGUAUUAAUGCAUUUUUUGACGGCUAUGUUCAUUCGAAAACAUCUCUCAUAGACAUAAAGCUUCCAUUAUUGCUACUAUUCAUGCGUUGCAAGUCUGUAGAGCAGUAUGAGCGUGCCUUGAGAAGUAAAGUUGAAAAGGAGUUCCAAGCGGACUUCAAAUCAUUUUCACAAAUGGCCCCAUAUGUGACAAGGUACGAAAUGGAAAGGCAAUUCCAAUUAGUUUACACAAUCGCGAAGUUCAAGGAGUUUAAAGAACAAUUUACUGGAAAGGUGUAUUGUGAAGUCUUAGGACUUCAUGAGACGUAUUUACAUACUACGUACGAUGUACGUGAGGACAUUAGUAUGAACAACUGUAUGAAGACAAAAAUCUUUAAAGUGUGCUUUCGUAGAGAUGAAUGCAAGUUUGAAUGUAGUUGUCACCUGUUCGAGUUCAGAGUAAUUAUUUGCAAGCACGCGAUAACGAUUUUGAUUCGAAACCAAGUGCACUUAGUUCCUGAGAAGUACAUUUUGAGAAGAUGGAGAAGGGAUGUGAACAGAUUGUUUAUGAGGGUUCCGAUUACUUAUGAUGGUUGGAUUAGUACUCCAAACCAAAUUAGAUAUAAGCAAAUAUGCAAUGCAUUUAUGAAGUUAGCGGACUUCGUAGCACACGAUGAGUUACGGUCACGUGGCAUCAUGGACUGGAUUGAAAUCCAAACAAAUGAUUCUUCAAUGUUGAAGUAUAGUAGCGUGGGCUCUCAACGCUUGGAUGAAGCCGGAAAGUGUGCUAGCGGAAUCAUCUUCGACCCUAAAUACACAAAAAGCAAGGGAGCUCCUAAAAAACUUCGCCGAAAGGGAUGUCUAGAAGCUGGUUCUAGAAAAUCAAAUAUCAGUCGAAAGAUGGCAAACUCAGCUACAUGGAACAGGGAAAAAGACAAAGUUUCAUCCUCAUUAAAUGUUCAGCAGCAAUAUCGCGAGUGUGAUUUCAAGAAGUACUCAGAACUUAUAUCUUGCCUGUUUGUUGCUGAACAGAAUAAUGAACUGCUGAUAAAAAAUCAUGGGUUACGUCCAACUGGUUCUAUACUAUUGCCUGAAGCAAAUGGUACUGUAUUGCUUGAAGCAAAUGCAAUAUCAAGACAAGGACACGGACACGGACGUGGACAUGGAUUUGGAUGUGGACGCGGACGUGCACGCGGAGUAAACCAUGGACAAAAUAAUCGACAAAGUUAUCAACAAUAA
Messenger RNA from Olea europaea var. sylvestris, 2337 nucleotides. Its product is annotated as protein FAR1-RELATED SEQUENCE 5-like. The record is from RefSeq and is a predicted model, not a curated record. NCBI's taxonomy places the organism in Eukaryota, Viridiplantae, Streptophyta, Magnoliopsida, Lamiales, Oleaceae. The transcript has 6 exons. The coding region runs from base 1 to 2337 and encodes 778 amino acids. Gene Ontology annotation, molecular function: zinc ion binding.